CAACACUGUCGAAAAUUUCAAAGUGUAUUAUACUUUUGAAACCAUUUUUAUUGGCCAAAGCACAAAAUCUUGUAAAAUAUAUCAUCCUAAUUCUGAUAAAACUUGAAUGUUUGUACUUUCAUUAUUUGUAUAGGAAGUAUUUAAGAUUCCAAUAUAUUUGAUUUGCAUGUCCAAUUGUACAUAAAGCAUGAAUUUUCAUGUAUUGCAGAAGAUCUGACCCUCUAAAGAUGGAUGUGAAUCAAACAUAUUUUUAUGACCAAUCAAAACCAAGGUCACAGCGGGAUCCACUUGUCUCCUUCAUUUCUAUGGCUGCACGAUUUGGGGAUGUGGAAACACUGCAAAAACUGUUACAGGAAGCACAGACAGUAAGAUGAAAACUUUCUGACUACACCUACCAUAGGUUUGGCACUUAAGCGGGCAACACAGUCAGGUCAAAUAGAUGUGAUACAGUGUCUUCUUGAAGCUGGUGCUGACAUCAACACGAAGUUUAAAGGAGCAACAGCACUGCAUGAAGCAGUCAAAGUCAACAACUUGCAAGUUCUCCAUUUCCUGCUUGCACUGGAUAGUUUGCAUCGAGAUUCUAUUAGUCUUGCUCAAAAAACAGCAUUAAUGGAAGCAGCUUGUAGGGGACGAGUGCAGUGUCUGUUGGCUCUCCUAGAGGCUGGUUGUAGGGUGUACACAAGUAAUGCACGAGGACUGACUGCUCUCCACUACUGCUUGCUGCCAAGUAUCGGCACCAUUGAUGCAGAUGAUACCAUAGCAUGCUUGGAGUUACUGUACAAUGCUGGAGCCAACGUCGAUGUUCAGGAUAAUUAUGGCAACACGCCUUUACAUGUUGCUAUAGCCACCGAGAAUUUUGAAGCACUUCUGUGGUUUUUGAAUCAAAACUGCAGAUUAGACCUGGAGGCUAGACCACCAGAUCUGGCACCGGGAGUGUUUAGCUGCUUGCAAGGAAGACUGUCUUUGACUCCACUGCUUCUUGCACUUCACUUUUCUAAUCGCCGUGUGGUGCAGUUGCUGGUUGCAUGUGGAUGUAAGUACUAUAGUCUGAGUUGGGUCCUUCCUUACAUCCAGCAGUAUACACUGCUUCAUGAAUUUAUGCUUGAGGCCUUGAGCAAGCCUCACUCUCUGCAGGCUAGCUGUCGACAGCUUGUCCGCAAAUGCAUUGGCAGAGACAUCAAGAAGAAAGUGGAGCAGCUAACAUAUCUGCCUCAGAGCAUUCGAAGGUACAUACUGUGCUGUGAUGAAUUAAACAUUGUGUAGCCUCAGAGACCUAUUGUCUCAGUUGUGAUAGUGUGGACAAUGAUUUUCUGAGCACCAAGGUGUAAUGAGCUGGAGGAUAUAUAUACACUUAUAAGGUUCGUGGUUAAUUAAUAAGACUGAAUAUUUUAGAGAAUCAGAAAUAACAUCAGGAGAAUACUGGGAAGACAUUGAGUAAUCUUGAGAAUAUGAAGAAAUGGUAAUGAGCUGGUUUCAGUAUGACUUCAUUGACCUGUCUGUUGAUACAUAUAGCCAUGAUAUUUUGAUCAUUCAACUCUUUCUUGGUUCUAGAACUACCUUUAUGACCAAUCUCAAACUGUUGUCAUUGGUUCCCAUUCUUCCCAGCUUUUUCCAGUUCUCUACGGCAGACCUGGGCAAAGGCCGGCCCGCCUCCUGUCUCUGACCGGCCCGCCCGCCAGUAUAUAUACUAUAUAUACAAUAUUGGGUAAAACUGAUUUAACUAUAUUAGUCCGGCCCUCUAAAACCAUCCCAAUUUCUCAUGCGGCCCCUUGGGAAAAUUAAUUGCCCACCCCUGCUCUACGGCAUCCCCCAGGGUUCUGUCCUGGGCCCGUUCUAUACACUUUUUACUCAGCCCUUGUCUUUGGUCAUGGACCACCUUGACCUCCACUAUCAAAUCUUCGCCUACAACAUGCAACUACUGGGAAGUUUUCCACCAACAGAAACUGAUGUUUUUUCCUCCACCAAUCACUGCAAUUCUAAUAUUCAGCAGGAUAACUGAAAACAAACUGAAGUUAAUCCUGGCAAAGCUGAAGCAAUGAUUGGCACUAGGCAGCACCUUUCCACCAUCUCUUCCUGUGAUUGUUGGGCAUCAUCUCUUAUCUCCUUAUUGUCUAGUUUAAAGAGUCUUGAUGUCAUUCUUAACUUUAUUAUUCCCAUGUUCCUCCAUUUAUGACAUCUUUCCAUUAUCCAUCGCUAUCUGAACACUGAUGUCACCAUCAAGCUAGUUGUCUCCUUUCUUUUUUCAUGCCAGGAUUACUGCAACUCUCUUUUUGCUGACCUUCCUGUUGCCACUCUCCACACCUUUCAAUAUGUUCAGAACACUGCUGCCCUUCUGGGAUUUUAAGCGCAGAAGACUAAUCAUCCCCACCUCCUGCUUUGCUUCCUUCACAGGCAGCCUAUUAGACAAUGUCACAAAUUAGACUCUUUGCUAUAAAUGCCUCCUUUAUAAGUUUCCCAACUCUCAUCAGGCCACCAAUUCUGUAUACCUGCAUGCAGGACCAACAGAUUGAGAUUGUCCUUCAUUGUUUUGGCUGUGUGACUUCUGAAUGUUACUGUGUGAGAAUUAAUGCAGCUGCCUGAAUCAUGAAUAUAUGAGUCUUGUAGAUAUGAAUAUGCUAUGGUAAUAUAUUGUGGUAUUGUUUUGUGCUUUCAUUUCGAGCUGCCCCUAAUUGCCCUGUAGGAUAAAUAAAGUGUUAUGAAGCAGAGGUCAGAGUGACUGAAGUGGCUCAGCCUGCAGGUUUCUCAGUGAGAAAAAAAAGACAGUGGCUCUUGUAACUUGCCAUCAUAAAAGAAGCUCAAGCAGUCCUUGGCUAAUGUCUGGUUAUGAAA
Molecule: messenger RNA, 2829 nt
Organism: Pomacea canaliculata
Lineage: Eukaryota; Metazoa; Mollusca; Gastropoda; Architaenioglossa; Ampullariidae
Product: serine/threonine-protein phosphatase 6 regulatory ankyrin repeat subunit A-like
Exons: 1
Coding region: 610-1263 (217 amino acids)
Molecular function (GO): protein binding
Source: RefSeq, a predicted model, not a curated record